AUGACAACUUGCGUUUCUAUUUCUGCAGCAGAGAUCAGAAAGUUGACUACGCAAAAACUUAUCGAAUUUUUACAAAAAGAAGAUUUAGAACUUAUAGAUGAGGAUUUUAGUAUAAUUUCCAGAGAGAGAAUCAAUGGUCGUGACUUCUUUAAUUUAACCAAGGAUAUACUUAGAAGCUAUGGCAUGAAAGGAGGGCCUGCGACAAGAAUUGCAGUCUUUGCUAAUGAGCUCAAAGGGAAAAAAUCAAGAGCUUUUCAUGAAUGCAUUUCAGAACCAAUUACUUUCUCUAUCCCAGAUAGAAAAUUAAUACAGCAUGCCGAGUUACCAGAAGUGACAAAUGAGUUAUCAGUAACACUACGACUGAAUGUUCUGUUUCACAAUCGCAUCCAUGUUUCUGUUUUUCAUAAAGGCGAAGUAAAUGAAGAUCGAAUCAAUGCGGUCGGCGGCGGACUUUCUUUGAACAGAUGGUAUCAUCUAGUCUACACACUCUCUGAACCAGAAAAGAAAUUAAAUUUUUACAUAGAUGGAAAAUGGGUCGAAUUUCAUAGUUUCCAACAAGAUAUCAAAUACAAUAAUGGACCAUUGUGCAUCGGAAAUGAUAGAUUCCAUAAUGGGUUUACUGGCUUAAUCAGCAAUUUUCGUUAUUAUAACUGGAGUUUAUCUGCUGAAGAAGUGAAAGAAGAAUAUUUGAAACAUACUAAUAAUACCAAAACCAGCUAUGUAACUACCAACGACUGCAAUAGCGUUAACUAG
This is a messenger RNA of Ambispora leptoticha, 753 nucleotides long. The record is from the annotation of a GenBank genome assembly. NCBI's taxonomy places the organism in Eukaryota, Fungi, Glomeromycota, Glomeromycetes, Archaeosporales, Ambisporaceae.